Molecule: messenger RNA, 705 nt
Organism: Racocetra fulgida
Lineage: Eukaryota; Fungi; Glomeromycota; Glomeromycetes; Diversisporales; Gigasporaceae
Source: the annotation of a GenBank genome assembly
AUGAAAUCAAAUUACAACGGAACUUAUUAUACUCUUUCUCUGAAAAAUGUCAAUCGUGAUGGAAAAGGUUUCGUUGAUUUUGAAAAAAUGCAAGGGAUAGAAGGAAUCGCUCUAGCUAAUGUAGUUAGUAACACUAAUGAAGUAAUCAUUGGUGGAUCAGCUAAAAAAUUUCAAUCAAGAAUUACAUUUAAUGAUGUUGACUCCACCCACAAAGGAUUCAGAGGCUCUUCUUCAGCUGUAGGAUUAAUGAUUGGUGUAGGCAAUGUUGGAGAUUAUCUCUCUCCUUACUCUGAUGGCAAUACAUUCUUGACCCGAGAUGGUGGUGUCACAUGGACUGAAGUUAAAAAAGGUGCAUAUAUGUAUGGAUUUGGAGCUCAAGGUUCUAUUCUGGUUUUAGUAGAUGAUGAAACGCCCACAAAUCAUAUUUUGGAAUUCCUUUUGCGAGGACGUUAUCUAGGCGAUCCUGAUAGUGAAGUGGUGUUUUAUCUCAACUUUGCUCCCAAGUUGACCGAGAAAUAUCCUAUGACAGAUUCUCAAUCAUUUUUGUCAAAUAUGCUUGAAUCAUUUAUGGACAUUAUUUCACAAAUCCUUUCAAAGAUUUCUUUACCAAGAUCUGGCAACAGAUAUAGAUAUAGACCCGUAUCUCAAGAUGAUCCUAAUGAUGUUUUGUUAAACGAAUAUGAUGAUGAUAAUCAAGAGUUGUAA